CGCAGUCAGCGGGUUUCGCGUUCUGUUAUUGUGUUCUUCUGCGGCUUCCGUAGUUCGCUACACACUGAGAGCGCUUUGUGUGCUGCAGUGACAGAAUAUCUCGUAUAAUUUAGUUACGGUGCAUCAUUAUAGACUGGAUGUUGUGUGUUCGGAAUGGCUAACGACAGGCUGAGGGCGUUAGAAGAUGUGGAGAAAGAGAUAGCUUUAGUGUUGCAGAGCGCAGUCUGUCUUUCAGGAACGAUCGUGCUGGAGCUUUCUAAAGAAAAGGCCAAUGCCAGUUUAUUAGACCGACAGCUAAACCAGUUCCAGACCUCCAUAAACAGAGUUGAGAGUGAACUGAGUGCACAGAUCCGCUACCUGACACAGGUGGCAACAGGUCAGCCUCAUGAGGGAUCGACAUACUCGGCCAGAAAGGACUGUCAGAUGGCCCUAAACCGUGCAGAAUAUGCCCGUGUCAAAUUGGGAGAGCUGGGACACACCUGCGAGACAAUGCUUGAUCCGCAGACAUAAGGACAUAUUAAAUGGACUGUUGCAUUGUAAUAGCUGCCAGCUGACUUUAUAAGUAUCUACAUGCAUUAGAACCUUUCUGAAUACCAUCCACAAGCCAACAACGCUUUUUGUUCUUCAUAAUCUAAAGUAAUUUUGUUUGACAAACUCAGUGAUUUAAAUGUU
Molecule: messenger RNA, 672 nt
Organism: Cyprinus carpio (common carp)
Lineage: Eukaryota; Metazoa; Chordata; Actinopteri; Cypriniformes; Cyprinidae
Product: mediator complex subunit 11
Biological process (GO): regulation of transcription by RNA polymerase II
Cellular component (GO): mediator complex
Molecular function (GO): transcription coregulator activity
Source: RefSeq, a predicted model, not a curated record